Labeo rohita (rohu) is the source of this 1128-nucleotide messenger RNA. It is a transcript of the gene mrpl46, whose product is annotated as mitochondrial ribosomal protein L46. Bases 40 to 903 code for a protein of 287 amino acids. The transcript has 4 exons. Gene Ontology annotation, molecular function: structural constituent of ribosome. The record is from RefSeq and is a predicted model, not a curated record. Gene Ontology annotation, cellular component: mitochondrial large ribosomal subunit. NCBI's taxonomy places the organism in Eukaryota, Metazoa, Chordata, Actinopteri, Cypriniformes, Cyprinidae.
UCAACUCCGCAAAGCACUACGGGAACACGUGCGGUCAACAUGGCGGCGCCCUUCACUAGAGUUUAUCGACCGUUAUGGAGGAUAAUAACUACAACUACAUUAAACAAAACCGUGCGAAAUGUUUCGUUCACUAGGCAAGAACGGGCUCCGCAAAAUGUCAAAUCUGCGGUAGCCGCAUCUCCGUGGGCGCUGCAUGGAGCCGUAUGUUUGCAGCGGCUGCCUGUGGUCUCUCAAGACAGGAGCCCCAUUGAGGAAGAGUUCAUGGAGCUUAUGCACCAGAUGGAGUUAGAGAGAAGUCUGCUUUCAGACCAUGAGCUGAGGCUGCUGGAGGAUGCUGCACGGAUGAGCCGGAAACAAGAAGAGGAUUAUGAUUCAGAUGAGGAGGAGGAGGAUUAUAGAGACAAAGAAAUUGUUACAGCCCAAGAUCUGGAAGAUACUUGGGAACAGAAACUGAAGCAAUUCCAACCAGCUCUGAGGUCACAAGUUGUUGACAAGAAAGAUGUGAGUUCUUCAGAGCGUUGUUUAGCAGACAGCCUGAUCUUGCUGGUGAAGAAGGACGUUGGCAGUCAAAAGCUUUGGCUCCUGCCUCAGAUACAGUGGCAGAUGGGAGAGACUCUUCGACAGACGGCCGAACGUGCCCUUGCAAGUCUUCCAGGUGCUGAUCUAAAGGCCACUUUCCUUGGCAAUGCACCCUGUGGAUUUUACAAAUAUAAAUACCCAAAGGACAUUCAGAAAGAGGGCAGUGUCGGAGCCAAGGUGUUCUUUUUCAAAGCGUUGCUAUCCAGCCAUAAGCACUUACCUCUGGAGAAGAAUUCAUUUGCCUGGGUAAAAAAAGAUGAACUCCAGGACUUCCUGAAGCCAGAGUACCUGAAACAAGUCAGACGCUUCAUUAUGGCCCCGUAAAAUGGGAAUGAUGAUUGGUAAACAACACAUGAUUCCAUGAGUUUGGACCCUAUUCCGUCAGAUUCUCAGAUGUUCAGAUUGUCAUAGAGAAGUUAUAUAGUACGUUUACUUUUAUCAGCAAUGCUCUGAUUCGUUUUUGCAACUUGCCAUGUAUAUUUAUCAUGCUGUCUUUGUAAAUGGAAAUCUUUAUGACACUGUAUGUAAUAUUAAAAAAAUGUGAUCUCA